AUGUUACUCAAGUUUGGCCCCAGUCAGUUUUCAGGGCAGCAGCGUCUCUUUGUGGGGAACACGGAGCAAGAGUAUCCCAUCCAGAAGUGACCCCCAGCUCCAUUCAUGACUGAGGGACCUUCUAAGUCAUCUGAGCCAGACCCACCAUCCCUCAAUGCCACCAACUCGACGGACUGUGGGGAGGAUCUCUUGCUGUAUGGGGACACUGAGAAAGUAGUCAUUGGGACGGUCCUCUCCAUCAUCACCCUGUUGACCAUUGCUGGCAACAGUUUGGUCAUCAUCUCUGUGUGCACUGUCAAAAAACUCCGGCAGCCCUCCAACUAUUUGGUGGUCUCCUUGGCGGCAGCUGACCUGUCCGUGGCCUUUGCAGUCAUGCCCUUUGUCAUCAUCACAGACCUGGUUGGAGGGAAAUGGCUCUUUGGGGAGGUCUUCUGCAACGUCUUCAUUGCCAUGGACGUCAUGUGCUGCACAGCAUCCAUCAUGACUCUCUGUGUCAUCAGCGUGGACAGGUACCUGGGAAUAACCCGACCGUUGACAUACCCUGUGAGACAAGAUGGGAAGUUGAUGGCCAAGAUGGUGUUCAUUGUUUGGCUUCUCUCUGCAUCCAUAACUCUCCCUCCGUUGUUUGGUUGGGCUAAGAACGUCACCGUGGAACGGGUCUGCCUCAUCAGCCAGGACUUUGGCUACACUGUGUACUCUACUGGGGUGGCCUUCUACAUCCCCAUGACGGUGAUGCUUGUGAUGUACAACAGGAUCUACAAGGCGGCCAAGGCCAGUGCUCAGAAACACCGAUUCAUGGACUUCCCCAGACCCUAUGAGCAAGAUGGGGCCUACUCCAUUGAGGCCGGCGUACGUCGCCAACACAGCACCAAGCGCAACAAGGCAGCGGAGGAGUGCGCCACUUUGUCCAAACUUCUCCGUCAAGAUCGCAAGAACAUUUCCAUCUUCAAGAGGGAGCAGAAGGCAGCCAGGACCCUGGGCAUCAUCGUCGGGGCCUUCACGUUUUGCUGGCUCCCCUUCUUCUUGAUGUCUACUGCCAGGCCGUUCAUCUGCGGCAGCCACUGCAGCUGCAUGCCGCUGCGGCUUGAGAGGACACUGCUGUGGUUGGGCUACGCCAACUCUCUCAUCAACCCCUUGAUCUACGCGUUCUUCAACCGGGACCUGAGGACUACCUUCUGGAACCUGCUGCGGUGCAGCUAUCGCAACAUCAACAGGAGACUCUCGGCUGCAAGUAUGCACGAGGCCUUGAAGGCCACAGAAAAGCAUGAGGGCAUACUUUAA
Messenger RNA from Elgaria multicarinata webbii, 1281 nucleotides. RefSeq names its product 5-hydroxytryptamine receptor 7-like. Gene Ontology annotation, biological process: smooth muscle contraction; vasoconstriction; chemical synaptic transmission. Gene Ontology annotation, molecular function: G protein-coupled serotonin receptor activity; neurotransmitter receptor activity. The transcript has 2 exons. Gene Ontology annotation, cellular component: dendrite; plasma membrane. The record is from RefSeq and is a predicted model, not a curated record. Lineage: Eukaryota; Metazoa; Chordata; Lepidosauria; Squamata; Anguidae.